CCUCAGAAAGCACCGCAGACAGGCAGUGCAACAGUUGAGCCAGAGGAUGGCGCACCACGACAAUUCAAAACACCCGAGCCCUGGCUCUGAGUUUGCCCUGGCCACGAGCGCAUGGAGGCGCGCGCCCUUCACAUCCCACCCAGUAUUUCCUCUGUGCACGAGUUUACCUCUGGAGGUCACCAAGCAGGAUUUACGACUGGUCAACAAAAGCACGUGAUUCUCCGCCGUACCCCAUAUUUGGGUGCCUACGUAAGACAGAAUCAAGUCCAUGUCCCACUCAUUUCCAUAAUUCAUCAUAAAUUGUGCAAGGGUGCUAUAGGACGCGCUAAACCAUAAGAGCCACAAAUCAAGCACACAGGUUUAUGCUAUUUUACCUCCAAAAACAAUAAAACAACAACAACAAUACCUGCAACGAGCAAACGGUGGAAUUGUCAACAAAUGAGCUCCUAUUUUGUGAACUCAUUCUGCGGUCGCUAUCCCAAUGGCGCGGACUUCCAGUUACAUAAUUAUGGAGACCAUAGUACGGCAAACGAGCAAUACAGGGACUCAACGGCCAUGCAUUCCAGCAGGUACGGCUAUGGCUACAACGGGAUGGACCUAACAGUCGGGCGGGCCGGUACCGGACACUUUGUGGGCAGCGAGCGGACGCAGGGCUACUCCCCGAGUCACUCAGCGGCGACAACACCCUCGGUAGAGCCGGUCAGGUACACCCAGUCCUCCAGCAGCACCGGGACAUCGUCUCUAUCGCCACCACCUGACCCAUUACCGUGCUCCUCGGUCGCCACCUCGUCCCCGGUCACCGAGGCUCAAUCUCAACACCGAGCCGUGAAAAACUCUUUAACGACCCCGUGCUCAACCCCGUGCUCGAGCUCGAACGGAGGCACGCUGCUGCUCAGCCGGGACUGUGUGUCCAAAGCUUCCCCCCUCGAGGAAGAGAAGCCUGCGGGAAGCGCACCGACAACUCCUCAAAAUGUCACCGACUCAUCACAGCCUCAGAUAUAUCCGUGGAUGAGAAAACUACAUAUAAAUCAUGAUUUGGCAGGACCAGAGGGCAAGAGAGCCAGGACUGCAUACACCCGCUACCAGACCCUGGAGCUGGAAAAGGAGUUCCACUUCAACCGGUAUCUGACCCGCAGGCGGAGGAUCGAGAUAGCCCAUGCCCUCUGCCUCUCAGAGAGACAGAUCAAAAUCUGGUUUCAGAACCGCAGGAUGAAGUGGAAGAAAGACAACAAGCUGAAGAGCAUGAACAUGGCGGCUGCAGGCGGGGGAGGCUACAGGCCUUGAUAUUCACUCAUCUUUCCCUGAUAGCGAGCACUAUGAAAAUAAAACAAAGAUUGGCACAUCAAGUUCUCCUCCUCCUAUUUCCAAAAGCGUAGAGACUUUGUUAAGGGGCUGAGUGCGGGACAGGGGACACCCCACCUAAGCCCUCUAUAUGUCCAACAACCGUCCCAUUAUAUUCCUUAAUAUUAUUUCCUUUUUAUUUCCACCGUGGUAAUGCUUAUGUGAGUAAAAAAAAAAGCAUUAUGUACAGUUCUGUCUAGAUUUAGAGGAAAAAGAAACACAUGAAAAUCAAUGUUUGUUUAAAUUAUUUCUUGUUCAGACGAAAAAAAAAUAAAACCGUCAAAGCUUGAAAUGCUACCUUCCGCAAAUAAAUCCAGUAAAAGUUGUCAGAACAAUAACAGCCUAAUAAAUAGAGGGUUGAGGCCGAGCUGCCUUUGUGUUUAGCCUUCGUUUUCUAUGUAUGUACUGUAUAUGUAUGUAUUUAUUGGUUUGAUGUAUUGUACCAACUUGUCAGAUAACUUGCUUCCAACAGUAGAGCCAGCAGAGUACGUAAGCCUUUGUGUGAUUAUUGUGUGCGUUGUGAACACAUGUAUGGACAGAGGUGCCGACUCUGUCUUGUAUGUACAGUAGCUGUACCUUGUAUCUUUUUUUUUUUUGGUUUUGUUUUGUUGCAGGAGCUGCUGUUAGCGUUGUUCACCUGGGCGCAACAUCUUAGUAAAAACGUGUUUUUUUGUCUUUGUUUUCUCUAGCUGUUUUUAUGUGGAGGGUCCCACAGUAAAUUCCAUUGCCUAUGUGUAUAACUCCAUCGUGAUUAGCUUUUUGUAAAUGUUUUGCAAAGACUGGAAGUCAAGAAUAUACUAUAAUAACGAUGAUGAUGAUGGUCAUUAUAAUAAACUUUCUACUGGAACAGCAACAUUA
This is a messenger RNA of Siniperca chuatsi (mandarin fish), 2199 nucleotides long. RefSeq names its product homeobox A5a (gene hoxa5a). Lineage: Eukaryota; Metazoa; Chordata; Actinopteri; Centrarchiformes; Sinipercidae. Bases 439 to 1284 code for a protein of 281 amino acids. Gene Ontology annotation, biological process: anterior/posterior pattern specification; regulation of transcription by RNA polymerase II. Gene Ontology annotation, molecular function: DNA-binding transcription factor activity, RNA polymerase II-specific; RNA polymerase II cis-regulatory region sequence-specific DNA binding. The transcript has 2 exons. Gene Ontology annotation, cellular component: nucleus. The record is from RefSeq and is a predicted model, not a curated record.